Molecule: messenger RNA, 1155 nt
Organism: Microplitis demolitor
Lineage: Eukaryota; Metazoa; Arthropoda; Insecta; Hymenoptera; Braconidae
Product: odorant receptor 94b
Exons: 5
Coding region: 1-1155 (384 amino acids)
Biological process (GO): detection of chemical stimulus involved in sensory perception of smell; sensory perception of smell
Cellular component (GO): plasma membrane
Molecular function (GO): olfactory receptor activity; odorant binding
Source: RefSeq, a predicted model, not a curated record
AUGCAAGUACUGACAAUCAUCUUCUUUCUCCUCAGUAUCACGGGGGUCUGGAAACCGCGUGGUUGGCGCGGAAUGAAAGCUAUUUUCUUUUACGUUUACCGUUCCAUUGUUAUAAUUGUUAACUACAUUUUUUUAAUAACCGGGAGUUUGGAUCUCGAGUUUAAGAACAUCGAUCUCGAAGCUUUCAUUGACAACUUUUCGUUAAUUCUUUCAACGUUUAUCGCUCAAAAAAAAAUAAAUUGCGUGAUCGAAAAUCGUACAAAACUGAUUCACAUCACCGAUUCAUUCAACAAUAGUUCCUUUAAACUUCGAGAUCGUCAAGAAGAAGUCAUUUUUUCGCGAUUCGAAAAACUUGCAAGAAAUAUAUUCAUGUACUAUUUUUUGAUAUUUUUUGGGGCACUACUGAUAUAUUCUUCAGAUCAUCUGUCUGUGAUGAAUCCACCCUACACUCUACCGUACAAUGGCUGGUUCCCCUACAACUACACCCGCUCAAAUAAAAUAUACUGGGCGACGUGUGUCCAGCAAGUAUACGCAGUAUACAACUCAGCGACUAUCGAUUUGAUACUAGACUUAUUGUUGCCUUGCAUAAUGUGCUACAUGUGCGGGUACAUUCACAUUUUGAGGUAUAGGUUUGGAGUUAUGACUGAAAAACUGCAAAUAAUGUCAGAAAAUAAUAAAUCACAAGAAGAAAUUGUUUAUACUGAGCGUAAAAUGAUGGCCGAGUGGGUUGAAUAUCACAUCGAAAUUUUGCGUUUAGUUAGAUUUGCCAAUGGAAUAUUUUCGAGCGUCAUAUUUAUGCAGUACACUUCAAGCUCUCUACUUCUAUGUACAAUCGCGUACUUGCUGUCGCACACGGACCCGGCAACAAUGAGUUUUGCGGGAAAUUUCGGAUUCUUCUUUGCGAUGGUAAUUCAAAUAUUGUUGCCGUGUUAUUGCGCUGAUAAAUUGACUUUUGAGUUUUUAGAUAUAUCUACAGGAAUAUAUGCCACAAACUGGCACUACUUAAGCAACAAUAUCCGAAGAUCGGUAGUUGUUAUUAUUCAAAAAACUCACCGCCCUGUUAUGAUAACAAGCGGCUAUUUUGUUAUUUUAUCCCUUGAAUCCUUCAUCAAGGUCAUUAAACUUGCGUACACUAUUUACAAUGUGCUAGAGUGA